CCGAUCCCUUAGUCUGCCAGCUUGCUGCUGUCUGCCUUAUCAGCGCUGCUAUACUGAUGCUGCACGGUGGCGCAGCCCAGAUCCAACGGAGGAUUUAAGAAUGGAAACGUGAGGCCAGCGGGCGUGCUGGAAGCGAGAAUUCGGGAUGGAAUAACCCAGAAUACAAUUCAUGAUGUUGGUUUGAUGCAUUCAUUUAACCUUAUGGAGAACAACCGCUGCUUGCCACUUGGCGGACCAUGAAGUCUCUCCUAACAGGAUUUUACUGACGCGCGUCGCUCCGGAUCAGGUGCGCCGGCGUUGUCGAUAUUUUCCCAACUUACCUGGGAUGAUGAUUUUUCUUUAUUUCUCACCGUAAGACGCAGUGCACAGCUGAGAGUGUGGAUUUUGACCUCAAAGUUUGGAUCGUCUCUUGACGGCAUUUUUAGUAAAGGGGAUGGCAGCUGUACACUGGAGACGUACGCGCUUUGGUUCACACGUCGGUUACUUCUGAAUAGAUGCGGUCCGUGUAGAUGCUCUGGUAGAUGGGUGUGUAUCUAAAUCCACAUCGUGGUUACCUGCCGAACUGACGGAUCGCUGUGUAUUCUCCCUGUCAGCGUCUCGUUUAUUAUGAGAAUCACUCCUCUUUCCUUUCCCGGGGAAAGUUUGACUCAGAUCCGGAGGAGGAUGAAGGCAGCGCCUUCUGCUGAGCUCAGUGAACGCCCCUAAGCCUGCUUUUAAUAUCAUUUAUCAUUUGUCGAUGGAUUUGUGAUUCGGAAUUUGAAGUCUAACUGGAGAAUGUGUAUCCAAACUGUGGAGCCCUGCUCAGGCUGGAGGGGAGAGCAGCGGACAUCCCGAUCCCUUCCUGGGACCACAGGUGUUCCUUGUAAACAGUGACUCCAGAUCCCAAGAUGCUGAGCUGUGGGUAGAGAGGGUGCCCUGUGGGUCCAGCUGACUUGUGUCCACCUCCCUGCAAACCCUCUCCUCAUCAUUUCCCACUUCCUAAUCUGCCUUUCUCCUCUUUUCCUUUUAUUCAUAUCCCUCCUCUUCAACGCUUCAUCCUCCCUUCUUUCCCCUUCACUCCGUCUCUUACUUUAUCCUCUUUUUUAAAAUCCCCCCUUUCACUUAACACUUCACCUUCACCACUAGCUGCCUCUCACUUUCCCCUCUUCCCUCUCCUGUUCCUACUGUAGUUUCCUCCUAUCCUCCCUCCUUCCCUCAUUCUCUUCACACCCCCUCCCAAACCAACCACCUUCUCUUCUUCCUCCCCCCGCAGCACACAUGCAGGCCAAGAAGCGGUACCUGCUUGUGUCUGUGGGGGCCGGUCUUCUCUUCCUCGUCUACCUGUGGGGUCUGCACAUCGAGGAGUUCCAGCAGCAGCCUUACCAAUAUCACCAGUUUCCCCAGUACCACCAGCAAGAAUACCAGUACUACCAUCAGAGCCAGGACAUGUUCCAGCCCCAGCCCCUGCCCCAGAGAAAUCCUUCAAGACCACCAAGGCACUGGCCAGAGUCGACUGAGCUGCUGGAGCCGUACCUGGAGGGGGGAGAGCAGGAGGAGGACAGCCCUCAGCUUCAUCACCAGCACACUUCCCCUCGAGAGCGGCGGGCAAUUCGUGAUAACAUCUACAAGAAUAAGCGCUGCCGCAUGGAAACCUGUUUUGACUUUGCUCGCUGCCAGUCGGGCUUCAGGGUGUUCAUCUACCCUCCCCAGAGAGGGGACGAGGUCUCGCAGACCUACCAGAAGAUCCUGUCCUCCAUCAAGGAGUCUCGCUUCCAUACCACAGACCCUUCAAGGGCCUGUCUGUUCAUUUUAGCUGUGGACACGCUGGACAGGGACCAGCUCUCGUCUCAGUAUGUCCAGAACGUCAGGUCCCGCAUCCAGGGCCUGCCGACGUGGAGUGAUGGCAGGAACCACCUCAUAUUCAACCUCUACUCUGGCACCUGGCCAGACUACACAGAGGAUCUGGGCUUUGAGGUGGGCCAGGCCAUGCUGGCCAAGGCCAGUGCAGAUGUGGUCAACUUCCGACCAAACUUUGAUAUCUCCAUCCCUCUAUUCUCCAAGGAACACCCACUGAAAGGAGGGGGCAUAGGUUAUCUGACUCUGAAUGACACUCCGCCAUCCAGGAAGUACCUGCUGGUUUUCAAAGGGAAGCGGUAUUUAACUGGCAUUGGUUCGGAGACAAGGAAUGCUCUGUAUCACAUCCAUAAUGGAGAAGAUAUUAUUCUGCUGACCACGUGUAAACAUGGCAAAGACUGGGAGAAACACAAAGACUCUCGCUGUGACAGAGAUAAUGAAGAAUACUCAAAGUAAGACACUUUCUUCAUCUCUUUACCUUG
Messenger RNA from Monopterus albus (swamp eel), 2315 nucleotides. RefSeq names its product exostosin-1-like. The transcript is spliced from 3 exons. Bases 1258 to 2289 code for a protein of 343 amino acids. The record is from RefSeq and is a predicted model, not a curated record. Gene Ontology annotation, molecular function: glycosyltransferase activity. Lineage: Eukaryota; Metazoa; Chordata; Actinopteri; Synbranchiformes; Synbranchidae.